This is a messenger RNA of Carassius carassius (crucian carp), 2222 nucleotides long. Its product is annotated as MARVEL domain-containing protein 2-like. Lineage: Eukaryota; Metazoa; Chordata; Actinopteri; Cypriniformes; Cyprinidae. Gene Ontology annotation, biological process: bicellular tight junction assembly. Bases 439 to 2157 code for a protein of 572 amino acids. The transcript is spliced from 8 exons. Gene Ontology annotation, cellular component: apical plasma membrane; cytoplasmic vesicle; bicellular tight junction. The record is from RefSeq and is a predicted model, not a curated record.
CUCAGAUUUUUUACAGGAAGAUUACUACAUGUUUAGCAAUCCAGACGAACAGAUAAUAAGCUUUUCUAAAUUUUUACGAGUAGUAAAUAUUAACCGUUUAUGUUGUCAUUAAUGACCUUUUGUACAUACACGGUACAAAAAGUGCUAUCUUCCAAAAAUCCCCCAUACAAUUUGUGUUGAUAGAUCAACUGAUUUCUUCAGAAAGAAGUGUUUCAUCUAGUGUUUCAUAGUUUUCUUGUCAAACUGGUUUGUAUGGUGACAUCACACUCAGGAUAUGUCACGUGAUCGGUUCCCUUCCCUUCACCUGCAGCCUCAGUGGCGGAAGACAGGUGUAAGUAUCGGUACCAGUUUGCUUUGUAAGGGGAAAAACACGGUUUUAAAUUCAACCUGUGAGGCAAUGUAACUACCCUGGUUCGCUCAGCUGCUAGAACCAUUCCCAUGUCUUUUGGAAACGGGUCAGCGUCCCGCUUUGAUCGGGUCCGCGAUAUGCCUUACUAUGAUCAAGUGCCCAUUGGCUCACUGCCGUGGGGUCAGCAAACUCCUUACCCACUCGGCGGUGAAGUGGCAGCAUCUAGCUAUGACAGUUUACCACUACCACCUCUCCCCGGAAACCCUCCUGUUGGCCCAGAAUUCUACCCGAGUGAUGUUGAAGACCAGGUGGAUGAUGCCAUGGACAUCAAACCCAUCCGACGCUUCAUUCCUGACUCUGUGAAGAACUUCUUCAGAGCCAGUGGCAACCGAGGUAGCAAGAAAUGGACCUUUCCACCACCACCACCUGAUGUGAACAUCACCACCGAAGGCGUCCCGUGCUCUCCUCCACACUCACGUGCACCCUCACCUACAGCCCCCAGCUCUUACCUAGACCCUUAUGGAGGGUCUGGAGGCAGCUACAAUUCAAGGAAGGAGCAGGCAACAUUAUUAGGUGAGCCGCUGGAAUCGGUGUCCGGACGCUCUUUGAAGACGGCUAUGACUUACAGUGAGAAGGUGGAGGAAUACAAUCAGCGCUACGCAUAUAUGAAGUCCUGGGCUGGACUUCUGCGCAUUUUGGGAUGUGCAGAGUUGCUUUUAGGGGCUGCUGUUUUUGCAUGCGUCUGUGCAUAUGUGCACAAAGAUAAUGAAUGGUUUAAUAUGUUUGGUUACUCGAUGCAUCAGAUGUAUGGGGGAACAUCAAUGGGUGGGAUGUAUGGAGGAACUGGAACUGGAAUUUCCUACUCGGGACCCUUGACUCCUUUUGUUAUUGUGGUGGCUGGAGUUGCCUGGAUAGUGACUAUCAUUCUAGUAGUGUUAGGCAUGACCAUGUAUUAUCGUACCAUUCUCCUAGACUCCGGCUGGUGGCCAAUCACAGAGGGUGUGAUAAACUUGGUGUUAGCGUUGCUCUACUUGUCAGCUGCAAUCGUGUAUGUGCGAGACACAGUGCGUGGAGGUCUCUGCUAUUAUCCACAUUUCAACGCUGGACCCAAUGCAGGGUUUUGCCGAACAGAGGCGGGACAGAAUGCUGCCAUCAUCUUCCUCUUUCUCAACAUGCUGUUGUAUCUCGUGGGAGCAGGCGUGUGUCUGAAGCUGUGGAGACAUGAAGCAGCAAGGAUGUACAGAGAGAGAAUGGGUCAAGAAAUGAAAUCAGAAGGACUUCCACUCAAUAUGAUUGGUGCCGGCUCAAGUGUCUCUGUGCCCAUCCUAACUGCUCCAGUAAUGUCCAGUCCAGAAUCUUAUGAUGGCAAACCUGCCAACCCAGUUAUGAUGGAACCAGAGAUCUUAAGGGGUCAUAUUCCUUCUGGCCACAUUCCAAAACCUGUGGUUAUUGCAGACUAUGUGGCGAAAUAUCCCACAAUCCAGUCUGAUGAGGAAAGGGAGCGAUACAAGGCUGUGUUUAAUGAUCAAUAUGCAGAAUAUAAAGAGUUGCAUGCUGAGGUUCAGGUCUUAACGCAGAAGUUUGAGGAAAUGGAUAAUCUGAUGAGGAAUCUCCCACAGCAGCCUUCUAGUCAAAUGGAGCAAGAGAGAAUCAAUGGCAUUAUUCAAGAGUAUAACAGAAAAAAGGCUGACCCGACAUACCAGGAGAAAAGGGAGAGAUGUGAAUAUCUGAAGAGUAAACUUGCGCACAUAAAGCAGAAAAUUCAGGAGUAUGACAAAGUAAUGGACUGGAAUGAUGGUUACAGCUAAACAGAGCUCCAUUAUACUUUCUUCAAACAGGGUCCCAGAAAAGAAGCAACUGCCCCAAAAGAAAA